AUGCGGUUUGUCUUCUUGUUGUUGGUAUCUGUAUUAUCAGUUGCCUCGCGACAACCAAAUGAGGAUAAUCAAAAUGACAGAAGGAAAGGUGAUUUAGACCCACAGUCCAUGACCUUCGUGACCUCCGGCGACGAGAAGAGAGAAUGGGAAGACCAGCAUCAGGUCAAGCGAGGUCAGAAUCAAAAUCUUGCUGAAAAUCACUUCACUCCAAGGUCGAAGACCGUAGGUUGGAAGGAGAAGAAUGUGAACCACAAAAAAAAAAAAAACGAAUCAAAGCGAAAAAAUGAAAACGGUGGUGGAUUCGGCAACAGGAGUGCGAAAAAACGAGAAAACGAAAUAAAGCAUGAUGGUUAUGCCAAGAAAAGAGCAGGGGGCGAACGCAAUUAUAGCGGAGGAACCAGGAAUCGCUUGGCGAAUGAAAAAGAAAUCAUUAAAAGGAAAAAUGAUAGAAAGAUGGCUGACGAUGCUAAAGACAAACCCAGAGGUAAAGGAGGCACAAAGAAUCACCUGACGGAAGGAAACCAAAUUCGAAAGGAGGAAAAGGACAGAAAGAAGGUCGACGAUGCCGACAACAAGCGCAGAGGAGGUAGUAAAAUGCCAGACGAACGAAGAGGAAAACCACUAAAGGAUAAUCAAAAUGACAGAAGGAAAGGUGAUUUAGACCCACAGUCCAUGACCUUCGUGACCUCCGGCGACGAGAAGAGAGAAUGGGAAGACCAGCAUCAGGUCAAGCGAGGUCAGAAUCAAAAUCUUGCUGAAAAUCACUUCACUCCAAGGUCGAAGACCGUAGGUUGGAAGGAGAAGAAUGUGAACCACAAAAAAAAAAAAAACGAAUCAAAGCGAAAAAAUGAAAACGGUGGUGGAUUCGGCAACAGGAGUGCGAAAAAACGAGAAAACGAAAUAAAGCAUGAUGGUUAUGCCAAGAAAAGAGCAGGGGGCGAACGCAAUUAUAGCGGAGGAACCAGGAAUCGCUUGGCGAAUGAAAAAGAAAUCAUUAAAAGGAAAAAUGAUAGAAAGAUGGCUGACGAUGCUAAAGACAAACCCAGAGGUAAAGGAGGCACAAAGAAUCACCUGACGGAAGGAAACCAAAUUCCGAAAGGAGAAAAGGACAGAAAGAAGGUCGACGAUGCCGACAACAAGCGCAGAGGAGGUAGUAAAAAUGGCCAGACGAACGAAGAGGAAACCACUAAAGUCGUUCAGCAGGUGUGUAGCAGAACGCUUAUCUUGGACUACAAUGAAGUUGCUCUCAUAUACAGCAAGAACAACGGAGAAAAAGAGAAAUGCAAGCAGAAAGUGAAGACACCUACUGGCACAAUGAUCGGAUUUUCCUGCUUGGCCUUCGACCCCAACACUAAGAAAUGUAAUAAGGAAUUCUUGGAGCUGAGGACAAAGGUUAAUGGCGUUAAAGAUAAGGUUAAGUACUGCACGACGAUGAAGCCGGAGAAUAUCAUCAUUUCCUCCAACAGCAUGACAAUAAAAUACAAACGCCGUCAAAUCAAGAAGAAUCAGUGUUCUGCAGGAUUUCUUUGUAAAAUUUGCACUGUUGAAGUCGUUCAGCAGGUGUGUAGCAACACGCUUACCUUGGAUUACAAUCAGGUGGCUCUCAUAUACAGCAAGAACAAUGGAGAAAAAGAGAAAUCUACUCCGCCUGCAGUCACGGUUGCUCUUGCAGCAACAGCUACUCCGCCUGCAGUCACGGUUGCUCUUGCAGCAACAGCUACUCCGCCAGCAGUCACGGUUGCUCUUGCAGCAACAGCUACUCCGCCUGCAGUCACGGUUGCUCCUGCAACAACAGCUACUCCGCCUGCAGUCACGGUUGCUCUUGCAGCAACAGCUACUCCGCCUGCAGUCACGGUUGCUCUUGCAGCAACAGCUACUCCGCCUGCAGUCACGGUUGCUCUUGCAGCAACAGCUACUCCGCCAGCAGUCACGGUUGCUCUUGCAGCAACAGCUACUCCGCCUGCAGUCACGGUUGCUCUUGCAGCAACAGCUACUCCGCCUGCAGUCACGGUUGCUCUUGCAGCAACAGCUACUCCGCCUGCAGUCACGGUUGCUCUUGCAGCAACAGCUACUCCGCCUGCAGUCACGGUUGCUCUUGCAGCAACAGCUACUCCGCCAGCAGUCACGGUUGCUCUUGCAGCAACAGCUACUCCGCCAGCACUACUCCGCAUCAGGUCACGGUUUGCUCUUGCAACAACAGCUACCUCCGCCUAG
Molecule: messenger RNA, 2214 nt
Organism: Penaeus indicus
Lineage: Eukaryota; Metazoa; Arthropoda; Malacostraca; Decapoda; Penaeidae
Exons: 9
Coding region: 1-2214 (737 amino acids)
Source: RefSeq, a predicted model, not a curated record